UUACAGGCGAGCAGGGGGAGGAGGGAACAAGUCACGGUGCUGUCAUUUAAUUAGAUUAUGGCUGUGCUUUUUGGACUGCAGUGAUUGUAUCUUUGUUUGACAGUCCGGGCGGCAUCCUUCUUGUUUGCUGGCUGUGUGUUUUUUCCCCCCCGGGUGGUUCCGUCAUGUCGGGGAUGCAGCAGCUCAGGCUGCUGGUCAGCGAGCGGCUAACGGCGGCUGCAGAGGAAAUCUUCGGGCUCGUUGAGAGGACAAUCACGGAGUACCAGGAGGAGGUGGUCCGCUCCAAGAGAGAAAUCAUCCAGCUGAGGCAGCAGAUCGAGCAGCUGACCGUCUUACAGCCCCGAGUGUCUUUGUUCAAAGGAGUGCCAGAGAGUCAAAUUCAGCUUCCAGUUGAGCAACAGAAGGUUAAAGAGGAGCAGCUGGAUGUCUGCAUCAGCCCUGACCCGGAUCCUGAUUCCUCAGAGGGCGUGAAAGUUUUUCCGUACGAGUCGCAGACUACCCCUCGCGGCGACCCCGAGCUGCUACCAACCGUCAGCUCCAUAACCGUGACUCUGAACAGCGACGACGUGCACAACGAGUGGAAUGAGAAUCCCGGCUCAGAUUUGGCUUACUUCGGCCAAAGUCACAGGGACGCUUCCUUUCUGCAGCAGGAACAAAUCCUGGAUAAGAAGUCCUGCCGUCUCUGCGGCGUGUACUUCAUCAGAGACUGCAACCUGAUGAGGCACAUGGAGGAGGCCCACGCCGGACACAAGGCCUUCAAAUGCCUCGAGUGCCACAAGGAGUUCGCCCGGAGGGACAGCCUGGCUUUGCACAUGAGGGUCCACACGGGCGAGAAGCCGCACAGAUGCCCCUUCUGCGAGAAGACCUUCACCCAGACCUCCAACCUCAGGGUUCACAUGAGGAAGCACACGGGCGAGAAGCCGUACUACUGCGACACCUGCGGCAAAAUGGUGGCGCACUCGUAUCACCUGAAGAUAUGCUCCAGACAGACCUCAUACACGGCAGACAUCACCGGGGAGAGGGCGUUUCGCUGCUUCCGGUGUGGCAAAAAGUUCCACACGAUUUCAGACCUGAACGUGCACAUGAAGAUCCACGAGGCGCGAAAAUCGCACGCGCUCGUGCAGGUUUUCUCCUAAUCUGCCGUUUCGCUCUUUAUUAUGUCAAGACGUUGUUUAGAAUUGUGAAUGCAAAUGAUUUUUUUUUUUUUUCACACAUUAAAACAAUAAAAAUUGGUGUACAGGAUCACAUACAGAAGCUUGGUGUGUUUUAGGUCCUUUUACUUCCUGCUGUUAUGUCUCUGUAAUUAAAUUGAGAACGAUGAACGAAAAACCUCUGCGAUGAACGAUGAACGAAAAACCUCUGCCGUAUCAUUGGUUAUAUUGGCAAUUGUUUUAGUUACCCUUUAGAUUUAAGUUGAGAUUCUGGAAAUGAACGUUUUUUUCCAGCUUGUGAUGUUGAAAACGUUAUAUAUAAAUAAAUUGAAGAAAACAAAAUUAAAUGUAUUUUGAAAUUACAGGUACAAAAUGUCUUGCACAAGUAAUGCAGUGUCUUUUUCGACAUAGCAUAGCUAAAAAAACGGUUUAACCUCUUUAUUUCACUUUGAUUAUGACACUUUCUAAUAAAGAAAAUAUCUUUUUUUCCCUUUCUAAAUAUUGUUAAUAUUAGGAUAUUUUAAUCCAACAGAGUGAACAGGAUCACGCUGAUUAGACAUGAGGUUAUUCAGUUUUUAUGGAAUUUUGUUCCAUAUAGGUGGAAACCGCAAAAAUGAUGAAACACUGAGUUCCUUUAUUUCAAUGCUAAAAACCUGUAUUUGUUUAACGAAUAGCAAAUGAAACAUCAUAAACUAUAGUCUGUCUUUCAACAUGUCAUUACUCAUUACUUUACCACUGUAAUGUUGCAUUAUUUUUU
Messenger RNA from Xiphophorus maculatus (southern platyfish), 1908 nucleotides. RefSeq names its product zinc finger protein 2-like. The record is from RefSeq and is a predicted model, not a curated record. Gene Ontology annotation, molecular function: DNA-binding transcription factor activity; RNA polymerase II cis-regulatory region sequence-specific DNA binding. NCBI's taxonomy places the organism in Eukaryota, Metazoa, Chordata, Actinopteri, Cyprinodontiformes, Poeciliidae. Gene Ontology annotation, biological process: regulation of transcription by RNA polymerase II. The transcript is spliced from 2 exons. The coding region runs from base 165 to 1136 and encodes 323 amino acids.